Loa loa (African eye worm) is the source of this 943-nucleotide messenger RNA. RefSeq lists its product as hypothetical. The transcript is spliced from 3 exons. Bases 1 to 477 code for a protein of 158 amino acids. Gene Ontology annotation, biological process: monoatomic anion transport. The record is from RefSeq and is a predicted model, not a curated record. Gene Ontology annotation, molecular function: transmembrane transporter activity. NCBI's taxonomy places the organism in Eukaryota, Metazoa, Nematoda, Chromadorea, Rhabditida, Onchocercidae.
AUGUUUGAAGGUAGCGGUCUGGUUUCAAUUGACUAUCAGAUUCAGUGUAUACCGCUUGGAAGUCAAGCUGCAUUUCUGAUAGCUAGUGGUCAUUGUAGUUGCGGUCAGGAGACCCUAGUGAUUACAUUCCUUACUCUUGGUAUUGGUUUGUCCGGAAUACAGUACGCCGGUUUUGUGGUUAAUUAUCUCGAUAUUGCACCAACAUUCGCUGGACCUCUACUAGGUAUCGGCAAUACGAUAACAUGCAUCGCUGGGAUCAUAGGACCACUAAUGGUUGGCCAACUUACUCCCACGGGUUCGCAGCAAGAAUGGCAGUUAGUUUUUUGGAUUACUGGCGGGGUGUUAUUAGCCGGUACUACCAUAUUCUGUUUAUUUGCCAAAGGUGAAGUGCAGCCUUGGGCAUUGGGCGAUAUUGACAAAGACGAAAAUUGUGAGCUGGAAAAAAAGACGCUUAAUACUUCGGAAAGCUCACCUUAAUUAGUAAAAAUUCUUCUUAGAUAAGGGUGACAAAAACUAAAUUUGAAUAUUUUUUGUUGAUUUUGCAAAUGUGAUUUCGAUGGAGUGAGCAACUAAAGAAAUCUUUUAUUCCUCUGUCAUUACGAGCGCAAUAGCCGUUAAUUAUUGAUUGUUAUUUUUGUAAACAAACAUUUCCGAGAUGUAUACAAUGUUGUUAUUGUCACGUAAUUUAAUGAUUUUCAUCUCCUAAUUAACCUUUCCAUUUCGUUUUUUCCCUUUCCUAAUUUGUCAACGGCUUGGCUUCUCUUACUUGAAGAUUUGAUUUGUCAACCUAUGAUCAAUUCAAUUUAAAUCAGUUUUUAAUAGUGAUGGUUUUUGAAGACUUCAGUAACAUUUUCCGGAAUGAUGCUGUGCGAUUCGUCAAACCGGUUCUGUUCAUUUCUGAUCUGAUUCAUAAAAACAAGUUUUAAUUUCUGGGAAAAUGGCC